AUGAAGCUCUUCAACCACCGAUAUCUGGGCCUCCGUGGCACCAAUCUAAAUGUUGCGGUUGGCAUGAUUGCCGGUAUAGACUUCCUGCUUUUUGGCUAUGAUCAAGGUGUGAUGGGUGGGCUUUUAACCUUGCCCUCAUUCACCAAGGUUUUUCCCGAGAUUGAUACCACGUCAGCUGGGACGGCAGGUCUCACACCAAGUCAAGCUGCGCAUCGAUCCACCAUUCAGGGAAUAUCCGUCGCAUCGUAUAACGUUGGUUGCUUUUGUGGCGCUAUCAGUUGCAUAUGGAUUGGGGACUGGCUAGGUCGACGCAAAACGAUCUUUACAGGAUCCGCUAUCAUGGUUGUUGGAGCUGCCCUUCAAUGUUCAGCAUUCAGUCUGCCCCAUUUCAUUGUUGGUCGAAUCAUUACUGGAUGGGGUAAUGGGCUGAAUACCUCAACCGUUCCUACCUGGCAAUCUGAAUGCUCAAAGUCGCAUCGUAGAGGUCAACUGGUCAUGGUUGAAGGUGCAUUGAUCACUGGAGGUAUUAUGAUCAGUUACUGGAUUGAUUUCGGGUUUUCGUUCUUGAACUCAGAGGUUUCAUGGCGUUUCCCAAUUGGCUUCCAAGUUUUCUUUGCGCUGAUAAUUCUUCUGUUCAUUCUCGAACUGCCUGAAUCACCAAGAUGGCUUAUAUUCAAGGGCCAUGAAGAUGAGGCGUUGCAGGUCCUCGCAGCACUAUCAGACAGGUCAGCUGAAGACAAAAGAGUUCUAUCUGAGUUCGCGGCGAUUAAGGACACCGUGCUCGAAGCGAAAGAAACAAGGUUCAAGGAUCUUUUCACUAUGGAUGAAGAUCGCCAUUUUCACCGUGUUGCACUUGCCUACGUUAAUCAAGUGUUCCAACAGAUUUCUGGAAUCAAUCUCAUCACUUAUUAUGCGGCUACAAUUUACGAGAACGAAAUUGGACUCACACCAUUUAUCUCUCGAAUCCUGGCGGCAUGCAACGGCACCGAGUAUUUUUUGGCCUCGUGGAUUGCCGUUUUCAUUAUUGAAAAGGUUGGACGUCGUAAACUUAUGCUCUUCGGCGCAGCAGGCAUGUCAGCGUCGAUGAUCAUACUUGCCGUAAUGACUAAAAUCGGCGGAAGUGGCCCCGGUAUUGUGGCUGCGGCAUUUUUGUUCGUUUUCAACACAUUCUUCGCUAUCGGCUGGCUCGGUAUGACCUGGCUUUAUCCAGCCGAGAUAGUACCACUUCGAAUUCGAGCAAAGGCCAACGCUUUAUCGACGUCGGCAAACUGGGCCUUCAAUUUCAUGGUGGUCAUGAUAACGCCUGUGAGCUUCAGCUCCAUCGGAUACAAGACGUACAUCAUCUUCGCGGUCAUUAACGCCUUCAUCUUUCCGGUCGUCUAUUUCUUCUACCCGGAGACAGCCUAUCGCUCGCUCGAGGAAAUGGAUACCAUUUUCCAGAAGACAAAGAACAUUUUCAGUGUUGUUUGGACAGCGAAACAUGAACCUCGUCGUUAUGGCAAGAAUGGCGAGGUGUUGAUAGAGUAUGAAGCUACUGGUGAGCAUGAGCGUCGCGUCAGCAAUGCUGUUCGUCGGGGCAGUGUUCUCAGCCACAUCGAUAGCCGAGACUACAGUGGCGAGAAGGGAACAACCCGGCAACUGAGUGAAGAUUACAGGGGCAAUCCAGGCGGACCGGUUCCUCUUGGAGGGAUCUAA
Messenger RNA from Exophiala aquamarina CBS 119918, 1695 nucleotides. RefSeq lists its product as uncharacterized. NCBI's taxonomy places the organism in Eukaryota, Fungi, Ascomycota, Eurotiomycetes, Chaetothyriales, Herpotrichiellaceae. The record is from RefSeq and is a predicted model, not a curated record. Gene Ontology annotation, biological process: transmembrane transport; carbohydrate transport. Gene Ontology annotation, molecular function: carbohydrate:proton symporter activity. Gene Ontology annotation, cellular component: membrane. The transcript is spliced from 6 exons. Bases 1 to 1695 code for a protein of 564 amino acids.